AUGUUAUUACAAUCAUCAUUAAUUCUUGUUUCUAAAAAAUCAUUUUUUAAACUUUCUUUAGUUGACUCUUUACAUGAAUCAGAAAUCAAUUUUACUGAUUCUCCUAGAAUUGAAGAGUCAAAAUAUUCGAAGAACUUCCACUUAACUCUACCUUCACCACUCUUGGAAGCUUGCUUUUUCUUUUCUCUAUAA
This is a messenger RNA of Hepatospora eriocheir, 192 nucleotides long. Lineage: Eukaryota; Fungi; Microsporidia; Hepatosporidae. The record is from the annotation of a GenBank genome assembly.